AUGGAACUCCAAGCAGCACGAGGGCAACGGCGUCCUGCACCCGAGAUAGACGGCCGGUCGCUGCCCAGGAGAUCUCGAAGGCGUAUUGAGGAUGAUCCAUGCAACUUAUGCAAGCUGAUGUUUUCUCGCAAAGGGCUGCAACGUCUGAAUUCGGUUGAUGGGCUGCAACAUCACACCCGAGCCGGCUGUAUCGCCUCUCGAGAUGAGGGUUGCAAAAUCUGCAAGUUCAUCUUCCUAGCGGUUCAAAAGGAUUGCAAAGAACACGAUCGAGAUUGGGAUGAAAAUAGCCAUCUUGUAUUUCGCAAUAAUCACCCACAAAGGCCAAUUAGUAACUCAGGCAUCUAUGGUCUUCAAUGCUCAUUGGAAGGCGGGCUUAACAAUCACGAAAUCGCUAUAGAUACAUUUGCCAAAGAAGACAACGUUAUGGGGGGAAUUGUACAAAGACGGCCUUUAAACCGAAAUGUAAAGAGUGCCAGUGUCUUUUCAGCGGCAAGGUCUUUGCUAGAAAAGUGUAGGCAUCCUACAGAGCCGCACAAGCAUUGCCAGUAUUCACGAGACACCGUACUGCCGUCUCGGGUUCUUGACGUUGGGAACUCCGACGACUCUCGACCAACACUCAACUUGAAAGUCAACGAGACAGAGACCCACGCACCUUACCUAGCUUUGAGUUAUUGUUGGGGAGGUCCGCAACCUCUCCGAUUAUUGCUCGAGAAUGUUGAGGAACUGACGGCUGAUAUCGAUUUCGAGGAACUUCCACGGUCUAUACAAGAUGCCGUAUUUGUCACUCGCGAACUUGGCUUUCGCUACCUUUGGGUCGACGCGCUUUGUAUCAUCCAAGACUGUGUAGCCGACAAGAAAAGGGAGAUUACUCGCAUGUCGUCCAUCUACAAAAAUGCUACGGUAACCAUAGCAGCAUCUUCCUCUAAGAGCGCAACAGAAGGAUUUCUCUCGAAUGAGACAGAGCCCUAUUGUCCCGAUUUCGAAUUCCAGGUCCCAAUGUCAGGUAACAGGGUGGGCACCGUAUACAUGUCCGCAGAGUCGUACGAACCAGAGCACCAUCUAGACACGAGAGGCUGGACCUUCCAAGAGUUCAUGUUAUCGACAAGACUUCUUUUUUUCUCCGAUUAUGAGCUUUUGUGGCAGUGCAAAGAAGUACAUCUAAGGGGCGUUUCUGAGAGAGGGCUUGAGUAUACACAGCCGCUGGAAGCUCUCCCAUGGGUAGUGUUUGAUGACGAUGCAGAGCCUCACUACGGAAGCGAUGACACUGACAAAAUCUACCUUUGGAAGACGGUUGUGCAGCAGUAUACUGAGCGCGACCUGACGGUGCCAGACGACAGACUCGACGCCAUUAUGGGCAUAGUUUGUGAGCUAGAGACGCUGUGGCGACACGAAUGCAUAUACGGAUUAUGGAAAAAGUGGUUUAUAGAGCUCUUGGCGUGGUACAAACCCUAUAGUGAGAGGGAAAAGACGCGACAUAUUGAGCGGGCGCCUAGUUGGUCUUGGGCAUCUUUGAAUGGCGUGGUUAAAUACAAAGCAUCUAUUUCAACCGAGGACGCCAAGAUCACUUCAUUAACCGUGUCCGCUGUGGAACUAUCAUGCCGAGUUCUCAACGCAGACCGCAUAAAGGGCGAUGAUCGCUUUAAAAUACAUGAAGAGCCUGAUCUCGUUGAUGCGGCCUCAGAGGCACGACGAAGUUAA
Messenger RNA from Trichoderma gamsii, 1698 nucleotides. RefSeq lists its product as hypothetical. The transcript has 3 exons. The coding region runs from base 1 to 1698 and encodes 565 amino acids. The record is from RefSeq and is a predicted model, not a curated record. NCBI's taxonomy places the organism in Eukaryota, Fungi, Ascomycota, Sordariomycetes, Hypocreales, Hypocreaceae.